AUUUCGUUCGACUCGCGCGCGUUUUCGUUCUGAUCCGGCAAAUCUCCCCACGCUUAUAAUCUACAACGUUCUUUUUCGUUCGCCGGCGUGCCAUAACAGCAGCUUUGCUCCGCAGUCCGCCAAAAGUCUCUAAACGUUCACUAACUCACUGCUAAGACGAUUCUAACGUUUUAACAGUUUCUAACGGUCAAGAAAUCAGUCUUUUCCAGACUUUAUUUAUUGAAUAUCUUCGUUUUACACAACAAACAAAAUGUUUUGGGGACUCAUUAUGGAACCUCAGAAGAAGUACACGCAGACUGUCAAGAAAGCCUUCCACAUCUCAAUGGCUGCCCUGGACAAUGAUACUGCCACAGACGAGUACGUCCAAGUAAUGUGCGGCUAUGAUAACCGUAAAUAUUUGCUCUGCACACUCCAUAAAGACAAAGUCAUGCAAUGUGCUUUGGACUUGAGUUUUGAUAUUGGAACUGAAGUAUCAUUCAUCACAAAUGGACACUCACAUGUUCACUUGUCUGGUUAUUUGAUUCAAGAUGAGGACAUGUUUGAUGACUUGGAAGAGGAAGAAGAAGAGUGUGAGCAGGAGGAAGCUGACGUUAGUGUAGGGAACGUUAGCGCUAGCAACAUCGUUUCUGGCAAACGAUCAAAGCCCGGUAAAGCAGAAGGACAACUUAAUGGCUUGUCAGAUAAGAUUAACAAGAAAUUGAAGGCUUUGUCUAAAAAUGCUCCUCCAACUAAGAAACUGAAAACCAUGGAUCUCUUGCAAGACAUCGAUGAUGGAGAGGAUGACGAAGACGAUUCGGAUGUUGAUAUCAAUGACUUGCUUGAAGAGAGCGACGAUGAAGAUGAUACCGGUGUGGAUGAAGCUGACCUAGAUGAUGAUGAGGAUGAAGAUGAUGAAGAUGAGGACGGCGAAGAGGAGGAAGAUGAUGAAGAGGAGGGUGAAGAAGAAGAGUCUGAUGAUGAAGAAGAAGAGUCUGAUGAUGAAGAAGACGAAGUCUUUGAUAUGCCUCCCCAGAACGGCACUGCUAAGAAAGGCAAAAAGGCCCAGCUUGCCGAACAGAAAAAGGCCGCACAACAAGAAAAAUCGCCUAAAGCCGACAAAAAGUCUGCUGCUCAACAGGCAAAAUCUCCCACAAAGAGAGUUGCAGAAGGCGGCGUGCAGAUUGAAGAUAUCCGCGUCGGAUCCGGAGCUCCCGCUAAAGCCGGCAGGAUGGUGAGCGUUUUCUAUGAGGGUCGCUUCAAGAGCGGCAAAAUUUUCGACUCUUCAACCAAGGGCAACGGCUUCAAGUUCCGCCUGGGUCGCGGCGAAGUUAUCAAGGGUUGGGACGUAGGUGUUAGCGGUAUGAAAGUAGGCGGCAAGAGGCGUAUUGUUUGCCCGCCGGCGAUGGCGUAUGGCGCCAAGGGCAGCCCACCAACCAUUCCACCUAACUCUACACUCACGUUUGAAGUGGAGCUUAGGAACGUUAACUAAGUCCAUCUUGAUCUGCGAUCCCUACUGAUUUCCUGAGAAGGUUAAGUUUCAAAUCACAAUAUUUUUGGCGCAAUCGACGCGAUACUGAUUUUUAUAUUUUAAUAUUUAGAAUGUAAGAUCUUCCGAACAAGGAAGUUGAGUUGAGCAUGGAAAUUUAAAGCUGAGGUUAUGAUAAUAAGUUAAUGUCGAGUAAUAUAAUAAGAAAAGCGUUGAAAAUUUGAGUUGAGAAGGGGAACUGUUACACUUUUUUGAUUAUGCGUUAAACUUGUGUGUUCUUGAAAUGAAAGUUUUGUGUCUACAACACUUGUUUUUAUGUACUGUCAGUAUAAAUAUAAUGUUAUAAUUA
Molecule: messenger RNA, 1814 nt
Organism: Dalotia coriaria
Lineage: Eukaryota; Metazoa; Arthropoda; Insecta; Coleoptera; Staphylinidae
Gene: Fkbp39
Product: FK506-binding protein 39kD
Exons: 5
Coding region: 251-1468 (405 amino acids)
Cellular component (GO): nucleolus; chromatin
Molecular function (GO): peptidyl-prolyl cis-trans isomerase activity
Source: RefSeq, a predicted model, not a curated record